GUAAUUAGGUUGGUAAAGGGUGUAAUUAGCAGUUUUCAAAGAGUUCUUUCGGUGUUGUGAUUUUUUAUUUUACUAAUUAUUAAAAUCUUCGGAACCCUAAGACCUCCUUAUCGGAACCCUAGAAUCCCAAACGUGAUCUUCAGCUUCUGAAGCGAUUGAAAUGGAAGUAUCAUGGUUGAGUGCAAUUUUGGUCGGCGCCGGUUAUCUCGCUUUCGGUUACUUCAUUGGUUCUCACUAUCCCCAUCGUUUCUUUUUCUCCAAUAGAUUUUCAUCUCUUAAAGACAAAGAUGCUUCACUUCUCAAUCACGACAAGAGCAGUAAGCAGAAGAAGAAUAGUAAGCCCAAAACCAAAGACUCACUUGAGGUUGAACAGCUCGCGGAAAUUCUCGAGGAUUUUAAGAUGAUACUCGUUGUAAGAAAUGAUCUUAAAAUGGGUAAAGGAAAGAUUGCAGCUCAAUGCAGUCAUGCAACAUUGGGACUCUACAAAAAGGUUCUUUAUCGAGCUCCAAAAGCUUUAAAUAGGUGGGAGAUGUCCGCACAGCCCAAGGUUGUUGUCAAAAUUGAAAGUGAGGAAGAUAUGUUGGCUUUGCAAGAAAGAGCUAAAUCUCUGAAGUUACCUACUCAUAUAACAAUUGAUGCUGGGCGAACACAGAUUGCACCAAAUUCCAGAACGGUGAUGGCAAUUCUCGGACCUGUUGAAGUGGUAGAUGAGGUAACUGGUGGACUGAAACUUCUUUAAUUGUCCAAUGAAGGCGGUUAGUUAUUCACCGUUAGGUGUUCAUGAAGGAUAAGACUUUAAACGAUAUGGAACUUUACCUCCUUAGAGCCCCGGGAAGAUUUGGCAUGUUCUUUACCCACUCAAAAUUUUGUAGUUUAUUUUCAGUUGACAGUAAUGAUGACGAUGAAAAACUUGUAGUUGGAAUCAUGAAACUAGUAGUAAAUACAGACGGUUGCAAUUCAUUGUUUUAUCUGAAAUGUUGUGUCCAAAUUUAUGUUAUUGUUCCAUGAUUUGUUUUUGGAAGAUGUGGCUAUUUUUAGGCCAUCAUAAACAAAUACUAGUCCGGUGAAAAAUAAUAAAAAUACUAUAGCCAUGAGUUUAAUCUCAUGAUGAAUAAGAUACAUUGUGUGUCAACAACUUUCACGGUAUCUCAUACUAUAAUAUGGAUUCACUUGUUGUAAAAACCACUUAAACUCACUACUUUUAGAAUCUUUAUUAUCUCAGUUGGGCCAUUUCUAUUAACAAAAAUUUGGAAU
Molecule: messenger RNA, 1254 nt
Organism: Vicia villosa (hairy vetch)
Lineage: Eukaryota; Viridiplantae; Streptophyta; Magnoliopsida; Fabales; Fabaceae
Exons: 7
Coding region: 161-739 (192 amino acids)
Cellular component (GO): mitochondrion; cytosol
Molecular function (GO): peptidyl-tRNA hydrolase activity
Source: RefSeq, a predicted model, not a curated record